AUGCCCAAGUCGAAGCGUGCCAAGGUCGUCCCGCUCACGAAGACGCGUGCCAAGACGCGGGAGGACAAGGACAAGCUCAUUGCCCGCAUUCGCGAUGCCCUCGACGACUACACGGACGUCUACACCUUCACGCUGUCAAAUGUGCGCACGAACAUUUUGCAGCAAAUUCGCGAGGAGCGCAAGGGCGACAGCUGUCUGUUCCUCGGCAAUAAUAAGCUGAUUAUGAUUGCACUUGGCCGUGACGAGGAAAGCUCACAGCGGCCGAAUCUGCACAAGCUGUGCAAGUUCCUUGUGGGCUCCUGCGGACUGCUUUUUACAAACCUCCCCAAGAAGGAGGUGAAGAGCUACUUUGCCUCCGUUGGUGCGCAGGUCUACGCCCGCACCGGGCAGACGGCGACGAGUUCACUUGUGCUGCGCGCCGGGCCUCUGCCACAGUUCCCGCACAGCAUGUUCGACCACCUGUCGAAGCUCGGCCUUCCCAUCAAGCUCGACAAGGGCGUCAUUGUCCUCCUGCAGGACACCACCGUCUGCGAGCCCAACGACACCCUCAGCGCAGAGGCCGCCCAACUGCUGAGGCUCUUUGGCGUUCAGUCGGCUGAGUUUAGGAUUGACCUGACGGCGCACUGGGCAAACGGCGUCGCCAGCAGGAUUGGCGCCAAGAUGGAGGAGAAAGUCACACCACAGGACUAG
Molecule: messenger RNA, 690 nt
Organism: Trypanosoma conorhini
Lineage: Eukaryota; Euglenozoa; Kinetoplastea; Trypanosomatida; Trypanosomatidae
Product: 60S acidic ribosomal protein
Exons: 1
Coding region: 1-690 (229 amino acids)
Biological process (GO): rRNA processing; ribosomal large subunit biogenesis; nuclear-transcribed mRNA catabolic process
Cellular component (GO): preribosome, large subunit precursor; nucleolus
Molecular function (GO): RNA binding
Source: RefSeq, a predicted model, not a curated record